AUGGCUUCUCAUUUCCUCCUGUGCCUCUGUUUGGCCAGUGGUCUGCUGGCUGCAGCAUCUGGCUGUGGAGAAGAGAAAAACGUAGCUUCUGGCUGCCCCUCCGGUUGGACUCAGUUUGGCUCUCGCUGCUUCAUCUUCUACUGGAAUUCAAAGACUUGGUUGGAUGCCGAGACCUACUGCAUAUCCAUUGGAGGGAAUCUGGCCUCCGUCCACAGCGCUGACGAACACUUCUUCCUCAGAAACAUGAUAUACAGAGUGUCAGGCAGAUACAGAUUGACCUGGAUCGGUGGCUUUGACGCUGUAGAGGACGGAGUCUGGAUGUGGAGCGAUGGAUCCAAGUUCGACUACACUCGCUGGGCUACUAAUGAACCCGACGUCUCCAAUACCGCACAACACUGCGUUGAGAUGAACAGGAACAAAAACUACUGGGGGGACGAUAGCUGCACCAGCCGAAAUCCCUUUAUCUGCUCCAAGAACAUCUGA
Molecule: messenger RNA, 483 nt
Organism: Seriola dumerili (greater amberjack)
Lineage: Eukaryota; Metazoa; Chordata; Actinopteri; Carangiformes; Carangidae
Product: galactose-specific lectin nattectin-like
Exons: 6
Coding region: 1-483 (160 amino acids)
Molecular function (GO): signaling receptor activity
Source: RefSeq, a predicted model, not a curated record